Penicillium bovifimosum is the source of this 1032-nucleotide messenger RNA. RefSeq lists its product as uncharacterized. The transcript has a single exon. NCBI's taxonomy places the organism in Eukaryota, Fungi, Ascomycota, Eurotiomycetes, Eurotiales, Aspergillaceae. Bases 1 to 1032 code for a protein of 343 amino acids. The record is from RefSeq and is a predicted model, not a curated record.
AUGGCUCCUCCUAAGGCUGAUAAGCACAGCAGACAGCAGCGAGUGAGCAACCCCGAUGACGAACCCCAGACACCCCCGAAUCCUUACUCCGGCCCUUCCCACAAAACCACUCCUGAUCCUCUCGCCGACAAUGAUGACGAUACUGGCGGAGGAUUUGAACCCCAGAUCAUGUUCAAGGAAACCAGAUUGAUCAACCUCCAACUGGACUCGCCGGCGGUUACCAAACAGCUCUUGAAGGUUGAUCUCAAGGACCGAUAUGACAAAUUGAUCGCGGUCUACAAGGAACUGGAGCAGAAGUUCUACGAACUUGAAAGACUCAACUCUGAACUCCAGGACAAGCCCCGCAAUCAGGAAGAGAAAAUCAUUCGUGAGCGAGACGAGGCGAUGGCUCGCUACCAACGAGCAAGAGAAGAGAGAAACAACGCGCGAGCUGACCUGGAAAAAGCGGUCUCUCGAGCAGCCGCAGCUACGGAAGAGAAGGAUGCCGCUAUUACCAAGCUGCAUGAGAUGGCCAUCAAGGUCUGUGAUCUGCAAACCCGCGCACCGAUUGUGGAGGCGAUCAAGAAGACAACGCGUCUGCCAGACGCACCCAUGCUUAGCGACGGAGUUGACAUCCGUUACGAAUCCUGGAUGACGGGCAUCAAGAGGAAGCUCACAGGGAAUGCAGACCAUUUCCCCGACGCGAACGCCCGUAUCCAGUACGUGCAGAGCCGUGCCGAGGGACAAGCGUUUCGUCACAUGGCUCCCCGUCUGAACGAGGAAUCGCCCGACCCGUAUAAAGACUACGGAGAUAUCCUCGCGCAUAUGAAGACCGUGUUUUCAAACCCAAACCAUGCGGCAGAAGCACGUGCCAACUAUCAGCGGCUCACAAUGAAGCCUCGUGACCAGUUUACUAGCUUCCUUGCGGAUUUUAUGGAGCUCGCAAACGAGGCAAAUAUCCAUGUCGAUAACCGCAAGGUUGACCUGUACGAAAAGCUACCCCCGUUGUUGCAAAUCCAGAUACUGGAGGAUCACUGUUACGAACCCCACUAG